This is a messenger RNA of Papilio polytes (common Mormon), 2229 nucleotides long. It is a transcript of the gene SMC1, whose product is annotated as structural maintenance of chromosomes protein 1A. Gene Ontology annotation, biological process: sister chromatid cohesion. Bases 100 to 2139 code for a protein of 679 amino acids. The record is from RefSeq and is a predicted model, not a curated record. Gene Ontology annotation, molecular function: ATP hydrolysis activity; DNA binding; ATP binding. The transcript has 16 exons. NCBI's taxonomy places the organism in Eukaryota, Metazoa, Arthropoda, Insecta, Lepidoptera, Papilionidae. Gene Ontology annotation, cellular component: cohesin complex; nucleus.
UGUUACUUGUCAGAAAGUGAAUGUUUGGCGCUUUAAUGUUAUUGUGGAGUUCAGAAUUCAGUUUUUUUAUUUUCUAAAUGAAGAUUUUGUAAUGUAAAGAUGCCGGCGUUUUUAAAGUAUAUUGAUAUGGAAAAUUUCAAGUCCUAUCGGGGUCAGCACCGUAUAGGACCUCUGAAAUCUUUUACUGCUGUAGUUGGGCCGAAUGGUUCAGGAAAAUCAAAUUUCAUGGAUGCUGUAAGUUUUGUUAUGGGGGAAAAAACUUCUCUACUCCGAGUAAAACGGCUCAGUGAUUUAAUACAUGGUGCUUCUAUCAACAAACCUGUAUCAAGAAGUGCAUCUGUAACAGCAACAUUUGUGCUGGAGGACAUGACUACAAAGCAGUUUCAGAGAUCUGUGAUUGGACAAUCCUCCGACCAUAAGAUUGAUGGACAGUCUGUGUCAGUGAGCCAGUACCUGAGUGAGCUGGAGAAGCUCGGUAUUAAUGUGAAGGCCAAGAACUUCUUGGUAUUCCAAGGGGCUGUUGAGUCUAUUGCUAUGAAAAACCCUAAAGAGAGAACUGCACUCUUUGAAGAAAUUAGCGGAUCUGGAGUGCUAAAGGAGCAAUAUGAAGCAUGUAGAGCAGAAGUAAACCGAGCAGACGAGGAGGCACAGUUCUCAUACCAGAAGAAGAAAGGAGUUGCUGCAGAACGGAAAGAGGCGAAGUUCGAGAAAGAGGAAGCGGAAAAAUAUACACGACUUAAACAAGAGCUGCAAGAACAAAAAGUAGAACUUCAAUUAUUUCACUUAUAUCACAAUGAGAAGGAGAUCCAAAACUUUGAGGAGGAGUUGCAGCACAAGCAGAACGAGCUGACUAAAGUGGAGAAGAAACGGCAGAAGGCAGAGGAUGCCCUCAAAGAGAAGAAGAAGGAAGCGGGCACCGUGCAGAGGGAACUUGCUAAAAUUGAACAAGACAUUAGAGAAGUGGAAGCAGAAGUAUCGAAGAAGCGGCCGACCUUCAUAAAGGCGAAGGAGCGCGUGACGCACACGCAGAAGAAGCUGGAGAGCGCGCUGAAGACGCUGGAGCAGGCGCGCAAGGCGCACGAGGCGCACCAGGCCGACAUCCGCAAGCUGGAGGACGAGCUGCGCCAGGUGGAGGAGCAGCUCGCAGACGACGACGUCGCCGCGGCUCGCAAGGACCAAGCCAACAUACAAAAGGAUAUUCAAAGCAUACAGAAACAGAUCUCCAGCUUAGAAUCUAAAAUAGAGAGCAAACGCAGCGACCGACACAAUAUUUUACGCCAGUGUAAGAUUGACGAUAUAAUAAUACCGUUGCUGGAGGGCAGCCUGGACGACACCGCGGACACGGAGUCGGAGCAGUCGUCGCUGUCCACCACGCAGCAGUACCGCCGCGACUCCAGGAUCCGCGUGGACUACAGCAGUCUGUCGGAGGCGCUGCAGGAGCUGGAGGAGGCGGACGAGGUGAAGCGCAAGGCGGACAAGCUGCAGAAGAACAUCAACACGCUGCAGAACACCGUCGACAAGAUACAGGCGCCCAACAUGCGGGCGAUGCAAAAAUUGAACGAAGUCCGUGAGAAGGUGAACGCAACCAACGAGGCGUUUGUCGCAGCAAGGAAGCGCGCGCACAAAGCCAAGCUCGCCUUCGAGAAGGUGAAGAAGGAGCGCCACGACAAGUUCAUGGACUGCUUCGAGCACGUCGCCAACGAGAUAGACGCUAUAUACAAGGCGCUGGCGAUGAACCAGUCGGCGCAGGCGUUCCUCGGCCCCGAGAACCCCGAGGAGCCGUACCUGGACGGCAUCAACUACAACUGCGUGGCGCCCGGCAAGCGCUUCCAGCCCAUGUCCAACCUCUCCGGCGGCGAGAAGACCGUCGCCGCGCUCGCGCUGCUCUUCGCCAUACACAGCUACCAGCCGGCGCCGUUCUUCCUGCUGGACGAGAUCGACGCGGCGCUGGACAACACCAACAUCGGCAAAGUGGCCUCCUACAUCCGCUCCAAGAAGGGCAGCCUCCAGACCAUCGUCAUCUCGCUCAAGGAGGAGUUCUACGGCUGCGCUGACGCGCUCAUCGGCAUCUGCUCCGAGCCGGCAGACUGCCUCGUCAGCGACGUGUACACGCUGAGUCUGGAGCACUACCAGCUGUAAGGAUAUUCAGCACACAGACUGCGUGCCGCCUGACAACUCUAUGAUAAUUUUAUGACAUUUUAACUAAAAUAUAAUUAAUUUGUAAGUUCA